This is a messenger RNA of Yarrowia lipolytica CLIB122, 4017 nucleotides long. RefSeq lists its product as uncharacterized. Gene Ontology annotation, cellular component: cytoplasm. Gene Ontology annotation, molecular function: MAP kinase kinase kinase activity; ATP binding. Lineage: Eukaryota; Fungi; Ascomycota; Dipodascomycetes; Dipodascales. Gene Ontology annotation, biological process: p38MAPK cascade; protein phosphorylation. The record is from RefSeq and is a predicted model, not a curated record.
AUGUCAAUGCCAAAUGUUUCUGCGCCGACGCUUGCAAUCCCCGAAACGAACGGAGCUCGGGCCAUUGGAGCUGCUUUGGCUGGAGCCACCGCGGCAGGACGUAAACGGUCUGGGUCUCUCGACGCGCCCUCUGCAGCAACCGUGACGAGGGGAGGAACCACGUCGCCGCUGUUGUGCAAUUCCGCAUACAGCCCACAUCCAGGAAGCUCUUCCCCAGGCGGGUACUUUGACUCCAAUCACAAUCUCAGCGUCAGAACACUCUCCACGCCAGCUUCACCCAACGACAAUGCCUCGGUGCACCCCGUGACCCCACAGACAGUGCCUGCGACAAACAAUUCAAACACCGUACGACCCAAGAGCCCCUCACGACAACCCUCCAACACCUAUGCUCCUGCGCGACAUCCGUCUCAAAACAACCAGCGAGGCACUCGCAAGACCAGCCAGGGAGCUGUCCCUUCUGUGUCGGGCUCCAAGCCGUCGUCCAACGCACAGUACUACGCCCAGGAGCGCGCAUACCUGCAGAAAAUGCGAAACAACCUUGCAGACGACUACUACACGAAAGGUAUUCCUGCAUCCGAUCUGGAUAGAUCUUCGGACGAGGAGUCUCUGAGUGAGUUUGAGGGCGACUUUGUGGGACUCGGAGGAGUGGGCACAUUUUUCGACGACUCUGGAGCUAUUAGCUACCCGUUUCUGGAGGCCAAGUACAAUGCUGAUGACGCUGAAAAAUCAGAGUCCAUCAGAGAACGGCUUCAGUGGCAGAGCAUGCUGACGUCUGUGCUCACGGGAGAGGUGGUCAAAAAUGAGAAACAGCGUCUGCGAGCACCACCGGAAAUGGACAAGAAGCUCGUGGCUGAAGAGUUGUGGAUGGGAGUCAGAGCAAAGGUCUGUGGCCGGUCUAUGGACGAGCAGCGGAGGAUCAUUGAGUACUCGCGAAAUACUAAGGACGGAAUUCUUCUGGAGGUGGUCAAUUUCAGAGCUAAGCCUGCAGAUGAGGCGGGAGGACGAUCGGCGUCUGACCAGGUGGAGGACCUGCUGAAUCGUUUGGACAAUUUCGAGCAACUGUGGCGCUCGUACUCGCUCAUUGAGACGGACAAGCCUUUUUACGGCAGCCAGGAGUUCCAGGAACGUCUCACAGCUCUGCUGACAUGGUCUUCUCUGACCUGGAACAUUGGUACGGAGAUUAGACUUCUCCAGCAGUGGAUUGGAAACGAGGACAUUGAUCUGACACGACCGGCCGAGGGCAACGAUAUGAUGGCCGACAAGUCGCCGUUCAUUGAGCGGCUGCUCAAGGGACAGGAUCUCAAGAACAUUUUCGAAAACCGAGUGCUGGGACCUCUUUCGCAGCUUGUGGAUCGAGCUCGAACCUCAGCUCUGGAGUACCACGACACCUUUCAGACGCUUGGGCUGCCUGUGCUUUACGACCACAUUGGAUCAUUGGCACGUUUCCCUUCACUUUUGAUCAUGGAGGUGAUGCGAACCCGGCUCAACUACGCCAGAAAGCUCGCCAACCCUACUAUGAUGAUGAUCGACCAGACUAUGGUCGACAUUAGAGGAUACAUUGAGCUGUCUCUCAAGGCCAAAGAGAGAUACAUGUUUUUUGUGUCUCCCACCCAGGAUGGCCCUUGGCCGCUCAAGGACACCAUCGGUGAUGCCUUUGACGAGACUCUGAUCGACUGUGUCUCUUUCUACUUUGAUCUGCUGUCUCGGAAGUUUCUCGAGUCGUCCAACGCUGUGUUCCGAACAUUCAAGGAGGGUGAGCAGCUCGAGUUCCAGUACAAGUUCUUGUCGAAGAUUGGCGAGUGGAUUUCCGGCGGCGAUUACCUUGUUGCCGAGCAGUUUUCCUACCUAACGUCGAAGUUGAUGACUAAGCUGUUAGAUUACUGGCAGGAUUCACUCAAGGGUCCUGCCUCUGAUCAAGCUAACGAGAUUGCCGCUUUCUACUCCGAAACCGCCGAGCAGAUUCGAUCGUUUGAGCGGAAUCUUAUUCGGUUCUACACCUCCAUGUGUUCCUCUUACGAGAAUGCUUCCGAGUACGCAAUCCAGCCCUCUCGGUUGGGUGCCAUUGUUAACUCAGUUCGUCGAGCCAACUACUUUCUUGUCUACACUGGAGUGCUUGAGCGAGACGGUAUCUACGUGUUUGCGGAUCCUUCUCUUCGAGAGCGGCCACACAAGCUCAAGGAGAUCAUUCGUGGAUACUCUCGUUACCGGCGACCUGAGGAGGACAGUGUGGAGUACGAUCACAUCGCACAUGUGCUGAUUCUAUGUUCGGAAGAGCCCUUUAUCUGGGAAGGAGAGAUUCUCAACAUUGACAUGCCAUCUUUUGACCUGGAAAUCAAGAUGGGUCGAAUGCGAAUCGUGUCCGAGGGAGGUACACACAUGCUGCAGCUUGCCAAGACACAGUUUGCCGAGGUAUGUGAGCGAGAAUUUCUCAACACCGUGGUUGAAGCGAAAUCCAACCAGUUGCGUGUCGAUCAUGAGUUCGGACGUCUUCGGAAACUCUUCUUCCGGCUCUCCAUGUCGGUCAUUGACAACGUGGCCACCAUCAGACACACUCUCAAGGGUCUGGGAUGCCAGGACACAGUGCAGAACAUGUUCGUUUUCGCACGUGAGUUUGGCCAGCGAGGUCUGCGGUCACUGGAGGGACCCAAGAGAGGCUACGUGACCAUGAAGCUCAUCAAUCUUUGUAUCGAGUGGGUCUCCUUCGUGGUUGACGACUGUACUUCUACGGAGUACCGUACUUUCCGUUACACGGUGACGGCUCUUGAGUUUGCGUCUGUUAUGACAUCUGGCGUUAACAUUCUCGCCGUCAACGAGGAGGCGUUCUUGCGGCUGCGAGUCAAGGUUGCCGGAUGCAUGUCUCUCUUGAUUUCGCAUUUCGACAUUAUGGGCGCUCGGUCCAAGGCCAAGGCCCAGCAAAAGGUCGAGGUCACCUCUGCCCGUCGCAAGAAGAUCUCGCAUAUGUCGUUUAAGGAUGACACCGAGCUGAUGGAGGCGUUCCGAAACGACGCUGUCAAGAAGCUGGAGGAUCUGGAGCGAAAGCGAAACGACCUCGAGUUCGAGCACCAUUACGUGGGUCGAGUUUUGGACGACGGGUCUGCCGAUGACCAGUUCCUCAUGUCGCUGGCGUCAGCCUUCUCCAACGUCACCAUGCGAUGGCAGCUGGGUCGGUUCAUUGGUUCUGGAACCUUUGGAGACGUUUACUCUGCUCUCAAUUUGGAUAAUGGUGAGAUGAUGGCUGUCAAGGAGAUUCGUCUGCAGGACGCUCAGUCAAUCCGAACUAUCGUCAAGGCCAUCAAGGAUGAAAUGACAGUGUUGGAGAUGCUUCACCAUCCCAAUAUUGUGCAGUACUUUGGCGUGGAGGUCCAUCGAGACAGGGUCUAUCUGUUUAUGGAGAUUUGCCAGGGUGGGUCCAUUGCCGAUCUGCUGUCGCACGGUCGAAUCGAAGACGAGCAGGUUAUUCAGGUCUACACUUUCCAGAUGCUUCAGGGUCUGGCUUACCUGCAUCAUGCUGGUAUCGUACAUCGAGAUCUCAAGCCCGAGAACAUUCUUCUGGACCACAAUGGUCUCAUCAAGUUUGUUGACUUCGGUGCAGCCAAGGUGAUUGCCCGAAAUGGCCGAACCCGGGCUGCCCAGACUGGAACCCGUUCCAAGAUAAACUCACUGACAGGUACACCCAUGUACAUGUCUCCUGAGGUAAUUACAGGUUCUAACCCUGGUCGACAAGGGGCAAUUGAUAUCUGGUCUCUGGGUUGUGUGGUUUUGGAAAUGGCUACUGGCAGACGACCAUGGUCCAACCUGGACAAUGAGUACGCCAUCAUGUUCCAUAUUGCCUCUGGACACAUGCCCCAACUGCCUAGUGCUGAGCAGUUGUCCCCCGAGGGUCAGGCGUUCCUGCUAAAGUGUCUGGAUAGAGACCCCAACAAGCGAGAGAGCGCCAUCGAGCUGUCCAACGACCCCUGGUUAGCCCGAGUCAAGAAUGAUCAUCUGGAGCAGUUGACUCCUAUGGGAGAGGAGUAG